AAUGAACAAUAGGAUCGAUAAUUAUCAUAUGAUGUCCAUGAAUAAAUCAGAACCUAUAAUUAAUAAGAAACGUUAUGGAAGCCCUUAACCUAACAAAAAUUAACCUUCUCGUUCCCCUUAACACAAAAAAUUACCACCUUAACCUUAACCCCAACCUGUUACACUUCAAUAAUAACAAUAACAACAACAAUUCAUUUAACAACAACCUUAAUAAUAGUUAUUAUAACCUACUAGCAGCAAUCUAAGUAAAAGUAGUGCUUCAAGCAUAAAGCAAUAAAAAAUAUUGGAAGAUUAUAAAUAAGUUAUGUAAAAUAGUGUUCUAGAUGAAAGCGAAGAAUUUUAAAGUAGUCCAGAUCACAGAAUAGAUCCUCCACAACCUAUUAUGGAAUUUAAAAAUAAUAGUAUUACUCCAAGAUAAAGUUCUAAAUAAUUUGAUGAAGCUUAAUUAGCAUAAUAUAGAUAAAUGGUAAAAGAAUUAUCAUUACUACUUGAUGUCUAAUAAGAUUGUGAUUCAAUUGUUUAUGCUGUUUAAUAAUUGCUAUAAAAAUAUAGAGGAUAAAAUGAAUAAAUAAUGAAAAUUUAAUGUGAUAAUCAAAUUUUAUUAAGUCAAUAUAGCAGCUUAUAAUAGCAAAAAAGUCUAAUUGAAUUCAAGUCAGAAGAAUUUAGAAAUCAAAUUAAAUCCAAAUUAAAAACUUAUAAAAACUUAUUUGAUGAAAAUGUUUAACUUAAAAACCAAUUAAAAGAGGAACUUUAAAAAAUAGUUGAUCUUAAUAUUUAAAUUCGAGAAUUAAAAGGAGAUCAAUAAGAAAAACAACAAAUAGAUUCAGAAAUUCAACACUUAAAAUAAUAAAUAGAUAAAGUAGCAAUGAAUGUUGAUCAAAAAUCAUAUGAUUAUGCAAUAUUAACUGAAGAAAUAAACUUAAUUCAAUUUAAUGUAUGA
Molecule: messenger RNA, 940 nt
Organism: Paramecium primaurelia
Lineage: Eukaryota; Ciliophora; Oligohymenophorea; Peniculida; Parameciidae
Source: the annotation of a GenBank genome assembly